This is a messenger RNA of Ogataea philodendri, 1956 nucleotides long. RefSeq lists its product as uncharacterized. Lineage: Eukaryota; Fungi; Ascomycota; Pichiomycetes; Pichiales; Pichiaceae. The coding region runs from base 1 to 1956 and encodes 651 amino acids. Gene Ontology annotation, molecular function: protein binding. The record is from RefSeq and is a predicted model, not a curated record. The transcript has a single exon.
AUGUCCGAAUCCAGCUCCACUUCCAGACGAAGACCUCUUCGCGGCUCGGCCCCAGGAAACCUCACCUACUACCGCGAUCCAGCGUUUUCUCCGCAAUCGCUCGACUCAGAGCCUCCAUAUUCGGGGCCCCUGUCAAGUUCGGUUGAUCUAUCGCCAAAAGACUACAUGACCACAAACAAUAUCCAGACGAAUUCUUUACCGGAGGGUGAGGGUGAGUACUGUCCCUAUGGAUGCUGUUUGAUCGAAUCCCCCACCGAUUAUUUCUAUAAGCGCGGGUUUCUAGAGGGGGCCUAUUCUGACGUGACCAUAAUGGCCUUUGGAACAUCGUAUUCGCUCCACAGACUAAUUUUGGACCGCAGCGACUACUUCCAAAGUCUGUUCAAAUGGCCUGCCGACGAGGAUUCCGAGUACCGCAACCGAUUCGUGCUGGAGUUCGACGACCCGCGCAUAACACAAACCAGUUUCGAAUUGGCCAUAUCCAGACUAUACGGCACAGUCAACUCAUCAGAAGAAAAGAAAAUCCCGUACAACAUGAUCGCAGUCGGCCAGUACCUGGCCAUCAACGAGGCGGUUUGUACCGCCACGGAUUACAUUGUGAAAAACAUGAACAUGUCAAACAUCUCCGAUAUCAUGAAAUUUGCAGUCACCAACAACUACGGUUCUGCCAGUGAGCGAAUUAUCCAGAACGGUAAGGGAAUACUGUCCAUUGACGGCUGGGAGGUGGGUGUCGAGGCCUGGGACGAGAUCCCGGUGUCUGUUAUUGCCGAGGUUGUUGGCGAGAACUACUUCUUUGUGCCAACCGAAUGGGACCGGUGUAUUUUCAUCAUCAAACUGCUUGAGCGCCGAAUCGAGGCCGGAUUCGACAGCGAAGAUAUCUUGCCGAUCAAGACAGUUCUCAACGACAAAAUCCAUUACUGCCAUAUGAGCCCCGAACAGUUGCAGGAACUCGAAUCUUACUCCGAUGUGUAUGGCAACACCUAUAUCGACUCGCAGGUUCUUCAUAAGGCUCUGUGGCAGGCGGUUUACUUGCAAAGACAGGUUCUGCACUCGUCCUCGUCGAACAUUGCCUCCACAGUGACGACGGCUGCGCCGCCAACCGCUGACUCCAAGUGGUUCAAGGUUCCGAUCAAGGAUGCCACGAUUUCCGGGCUCCCAGCCGAUCUCGACAAGAAAACGCACGAUGUCCUAAGCUCGUCGCCAACUCCCGCAUCCAACGAGAACGGGAAGUCCACGCAAGAUGAAAGCCCGAGGAUCGAACGACUGUACAAUUGGACAUCAAUUCCUCCAUUCCGGUUCUCCAUUGCCUUUGCUAACGUUUCGGACCUACUCACCGAGAAGAGACUGUAUGGCACAACGUUUUGGUAUGCUGGCUCAUAUUGGAACCUGUACCUGCAAAAGAACCGUCUCCAGCUGAAAAACACCUAUCAAAUAGGAGCGUAUCUCCAUAGGGCCAACAACGGCAACUCGACCCCGGCAUCCAAGCACGGCCUGAUAAAUCCAGAUGUUUACGCAGGAAAUAUCAACUACCAGUCCAUGCCAAGAAAACGGUCCCAACAAAUGAACAUGGGCUCAGACGGGUCGAUCUCGCUUUCCGGUAGCAACCUGCACGGCGCAGAGGAGAAAGAGAACGUUCAGGAUGAUUCGCUUUUGAGCUUGAACGAGCUCUCAUUUUCUGACGGAUCGGCUCAAACAUCAAGAAGCCCAGUCACGGACGGACGUUCGUUCCUGACAUACGAGGACCAAAGAAGCAUGAUAAAAGUGUAUUUUAUCAUAUUCACUCCAUCAAGACGCGAAAGGCCUACAAUUACGUCGUUUCUUUCUGUUCCCAACGACUUUCACAAGUCGCAGAGCUGGGGAUGGAAGAGCAAUAGCAUGUGUGUUUUCAACGAUGACGGAACGUUCCCCGAGGGACACGACCGGCACCUCAAGUUUAUGAUUGUUUUAGGAAACAUCUAA